This is a messenger RNA of Gossypium arboreum, 1150 nucleotides long. RefSeq names its product expansin-A4. The transcript is spliced from 3 exons. Bases 83 to 859 code for a protein of 258 amino acids. Lineage: Eukaryota; Viridiplantae; Streptophyta; Magnoliopsida; Malvales; Malvaceae. The record is from RefSeq and is a predicted model, not a curated record. Gene Ontology annotation, biological process: plant-type cell wall organization. Gene Ontology annotation, cellular component: extracellular region.
AUAAAUAGCUAUACACUUUUUCUCUCCUCAAAUCAAUAAGGUUAGGUCAGCCAAUUGUUUGAGCUAGCUAGCUCUUACUCAAAUGGCAACCAAAACGAUGAUGUUGCAAAUAUUUCCACUUUUCUUCUUUUUGUUCAGUGUCUGCAACUCCAUUUUCCUUGGUGCUAAUGGAGAUGACAAUGGUGGUUGGCAAACUGCCCAUGCCACCUUCUACGGUGGUGCUGAUGCUACCGGCACAAUGGGGGGAGCUUGUGGUUAUGGAAACCUGUACAGUCAAGGGUAUGGAACGAGCACAGCAGCUUUGAGCACUGCACUUUUCAACAAUGGCUUGAGCUGCGGUGCCUGCUACGAGCUCCGGUGCAACAAUGAUCCUCAAUGGUGCAUUAGUCGAACCAUAACCGUGACAGCCACCAACUUUUGUCCACCUAACUAUGCUUUAUCUAGUGACAAUGGCGGGUGGUGCAAUCCCCCGCGAGAACACUUUGAUUUGGCCGAACCGGCAUUCUUGCAGAUAGCAGAAUAUCGAGCUGGAAUCGUCCCUGUUAUGUUCAGAAGGGUGUCAUGUGUGAAGAAAGGAGGCAUCAGGUACACCAUGAAUGGACAUUCGUACUUCAACAUGGCGUUGAUAACGAACGUGGGAGGUGCAGGGGAUAUAACGUCAGUGUCCAUCAAGGGUUCCAGAACAGGAUGGCUACCUAUGUCCAGAAAUUGGGGCCAAAACUGGCAGAGCAAUGCUUACCUUAACGGACAAAGCCUCUCUUUUAAAGUGACUGCCAGCGAUGGCAGGACUAUCACAGCCUACAAUGUAGUGCCUGCUGGUUGGCAAUUCGGACAAACUUUUGAAGGAGGCCAGUUUUAAGACAAUAUUAUAGUGUCUGUCUAAUAUAAAACUGGAAUUGACAUAUUACUUAUAUAAGGCACAUGAGCGUUUUAUGCCGAGGUAGCAAAAUGGCGCCCGCUGGCUUUAUGUGUGAAAUAGGCGAGCAAGUGCCAUUAGCCUAUAAUCUAUACAUUUCUUAUAGUGAACCAAACUAUUAAGUUUGAACUCUAGAGGAUAUAUCCAUAAUGUCUGAAAUUUGUUUGUUGAUGAUUGACCAUGAUAUUUAUGGUUUUCAUUAUUGAAAUACCUUUUUUUAUAAUUUAUAAAUAA